UGGAAUUAGCAACGUGGAAAAACCUCUCUCUUAGACUGCAUGAAUUGCCAAGGACGACGCUCUCUUUCUUCUUCGUUAUCUCUCAAUCUCAUCCUAUAGUUUCUCUCGUUCUAGAGGCAAAAUAUGCAGUCCGUAUCCACGCCGACGAGUUUUGUAACAUUUACUCAAUCGCAAUUUGAUUUCCCUGCAAUCUACCAGAAGAAAUUCUCCAAGAACUUCCUCCCCCCUAUCCCGUUUUAUCUCUCUCGUCUUUCGAGGAAAUGCUCAGUUCCUCGACAUCCCAGAGGUUGCUUCGCUACUUCUAAUUGGAAUGACCGUGUAAUUGAUCCUUCAUUCGAUGGAAUUAGCUUUGGAAUCGAAGUCAAAACCUGCACAUGGAACUGGAAGGGUUAUUCGAUUCGUUAUCAGUGUUCUGGAAGCACAGGCCCGGCAAUUGUUAUGGUUCAUGGUUUUGGAGCAAACAGUGACCAUUGGAGAAAAAACAUUCCAGUGCUUGCUCAGUCUCAUAGAGUAUUUGCAAUCGAUCUUAUUGGGUAUGGUUAUUCCGACAAACCAAACCCUCGUGAGUUUGGAGACACCUCCUUCUAUACAUUUGAAACAUGGGGCAACCAACUUAAUGAUUUCUGCAACGAUGUUGUAAGAGAUAAAGCAUUUUUCAUAUGCAAUUCUAUCGGAGGAGUUGUUGGUCUUCAGGCAGCAGUAAUGGAGCCUGCUAUAUGUCGCGGUAUUGUCCUUCUAAAUAUAUCCCUCCGCAUGCUCCAUAUUACAAAGCAACCUUGGUAUGGAAAACCUCUAAUUAGAUCAUUCCAGAAUCUUCUAAGGAACACUGACUUGGGAAAAUUCUUUUAUAGCUCUGUUGCUAAACCUGCUUCAGUCAAAAACAUUCUUUCCCAGUGCUACCAUGAUACGUCCGAGGUGACAGAUGAGUUAGUUGAGAAAAUACUCCUUCCAGGACUAGAGCCUGGUGCUGUAGAUGUUUUUCUCGAAUUUAUUUGUUAUUCAGGUGGCCCUCUCCCAGAGGAUCUGCUUCCUCAAGUCAAGUGCCCAGUUCUGAUUGGUUGGGGAGACAAGGAUCCUUGGGAACCGAUUGAACUUGGAAGAGAAUACGCCAAGUUUGAUGCUGUUGAGGAUUUUGUUGUAAUUUCUAAUGUUGGCCAUUGCCCACAGGAUGAAGCACCUCAGCUGGUAAACCCGCUGGUGGAGUCGUUUGUGGCUCGUCAUGCUAAUGUCACACAAGCGUCAUGAAGUAGUUUAUCAUCAUCGGGUUUCAUGAUUAAUUUUCAUUGUAAGCACCUGAAUUGAAGGUUGGAGUUGUGACUAUGGAUAUUACGAGUCUCUUCUGUGAUGAAUUGAGGUGCAGGCAAGCUGAUCCUGACAUUGUGGUCCUAUUUUGGGACCAUAAGUUUGUGAGAGGUGAUUGUAGUGUUUCAUAUUGAAAAAUUAUUGAAUAUUUAUAAGGGGUUGAAAAUGUAUAUGUUCAAUAGAGUUGUGAUUGUAGUUUUGAUUAUU
Impatiens glandulifera is the source of this 1509-nucleotide messenger RNA. RefSeq names its product pheophytinase, chloroplastic. The coding region runs from base 124 to 1245 and encodes 373 amino acids. The record is from RefSeq and is a predicted model, not a curated record. NCBI's taxonomy places the organism in Eukaryota, Viridiplantae, Streptophyta, Magnoliopsida, Ericales, Balsaminaceae. The transcript has 8 exons.